GCUGCAGCUACCCGGAGCCCAGAAAAGCGUGAGCGCGCCGUCCCGGGCGGGGCUCCUGGCCCGAAAAUGGGUGAGUUGCCCUUAGAUAUCAACAUCCAGGAACCUCGCUGGGAUCAAAGCACUUUUCUGGGCAGAGCCAGGCACUUCUUCACUGUCACUGACCCCCGAAAUCUGCUGCUGUCUGGGGCACAGCUGGAAGCUUCCCGGAACAUUGUGCAGAACUACAGGGCUGGUGUGGUGGCCCCUGGACUCACCGAAGACCAGCUGUGGACAGCCAAGUAUGUGUACGACUCUGCCUUCCAUCCAGACACAGGGGAGAAGGUGGUCCUGAUUGGCCGCAUGUCAGCCCAGGUGCCCAUGAACAUGAUCAUCACUGGCUGCAUGCUCAACUUUUACAGGAAGACCCCAACUGUGGUGUUUUGGCAGUGGGUGAAUCAGUCCUUCAAUGCCAUUGUCAAUUACUCCAACCGCAGUGGUGACGCUCCCAUCACAGUCAGGCAGCUGGGAACAGCUUAUGUGAGUGCCACCACGGGGGCUGUGGCCACAGCUCUGGGACUCAAAUCCCUCACCAAGCACCUGUCCACCCUGGUUGGCAGAUUUGUGCCCUUUGCAGCAGUGGCAGCUGCCAAUUGCAUCAACAUUCCCCUGAUGAGGCAGAGGGAGCUGCAAGUGGGCAUCCCGGUGACUGACGAGGAGGGUCAGAGACUUGGCCACUCGGUGGCUGCAGCCAAACAGGGAAUCUUCCAGGUGGUGAUAUCGAGAAUCUGCAUGGCGAUUCCUGCCAUGGCCAUUCCCCCCGUGAUCAUGGACAGUCUGGAGAAGAAAGACUUUCUGAAGCGCCGUCCCUGGCUGGGAGCACCCCUGCAGGUGGGACUGGUGGGCUUCUGCCUGGUGUUUGCCACCCCGCUGUGCUGUGCCCUGUUCCCCCAGAGGAGCUCCAUCCACGUCAGCAGGCUGGAGCCGGACCUGCGAGCUCAGAUCCGUGAGCAAAAUUCCAGCGUUGAAGUGGUUUUCUACAACAAGGGGCUUUGAAGGAGGGCCAGCCCCUAUCCUUAUCCCUCACCAAGUUGGGCUACUGCUUGAGUGGAGCCUUGCCAUCUCUGCCACGUCCCUGUCUGCCUGGCAGGGGACUGUCGGAGGACACGGAGACCAGCAAUACAUUAGGCUAGGGGAGGUGCCCCCAAAGGCCUUUUUCUCUACUCUCUGGUGUCAAAGAGCAGGGUCAGAUAAACCCUCCCUCCUGGGCUUCUGUGUCUAUGCAUAAAUGUAUGUGUGUUUGUGUGUGUGUGUGUGCGCGUGUGUGUGUGUGCAUGCGUAUGUGUUGUCCUGGGAUGUUCUGAUAUCUGCUUUUCCCCACCUGCCAGCUAGCCAGGUUACAGCACUGCCUUUCAUAAACUGUUCUUCCAGCUAAGCCCCUUACUGAGCCCCAGGAUCUCAGGACAGAGACUGAGGGACCCUAGCAGGCCCAAGUGAGCUGAGUCCUUUAGAUUUCUGAUCCCUGGCUUCCAAAGCUGACUCAGGAACUGGGCUGACCAAGGGAAGACAUGUUAGGAUGAGGGAGGCAGGGGGCAUAUGCUUCCCUCAGUGCCAUCCCCUACAUCCUGGAAUCAAUUCAUUUCCUCUCCUCUCCUCUAUCAGAAUGGAGGUGCGCUCUUAUCCUCUACUGCCCUCACCAUCGCCCCCACUCCACAAUCCUAGGAAUUCUUGGUCUGCUCUGACAUCAUGAUCUCAAAUCUAAAUCCUACAAUCCCACCCCCUAAACCAAAUGCCACGAAGGGAGGGCAAGUACUCCCUUUUAUGAGCUCUCCACACACCCUCUUACAGAGAGACACAGCUGUCAGAGCAGUGCUUGAAAUCCAUGGGCAUCUGAGUGGGUGUAACUAGGACACCAUCAAGGGCAAUUAGGCCAAGUGUACACUCUUACUUAACAUAGGGCAUUUUGUGUUCCAUUGACCUUUGCUAGACAUUCGGCAAAACCCUCACCUUAGCUCCUUCUCUUUCUUAAGGCUUGGCCCUGCUCCCAGCCCCAUUCCCACCCCCCAAAAGAGGAAGGGCCCAGGCAUCAAUGGCUCAUCCAAAUGGAAGGAGGGCUUGGUGAUGGAAUUGGUGGUAGUAAACUCACAGAGUGCAGAG
Molecule: messenger RNA, 2133 nt
Organism: Trichechus manatus latirostris (Florida manatee)
Lineage: Eukaryota; Metazoa; Chordata; Mammalia; Sirenia; Trichechidae
Gene: SFXN3
Product: sideroflexin 3
Exons: 11
Coding region: 67-1032 (321 amino acids)
Biological process (GO): serine import into mitochondrion; monoatomic ion transport
Cellular component (GO): mitochondrial inner membrane
Molecular function (GO): monoatomic ion transmembrane transporter activity
Source: RefSeq, a predicted model, not a curated record